AUGUCGUCUGAUUUGUGUACAGACGAUCUAAAUGACAUUGAUACAACGUUGAUGACUUUGCGUAAACCUACAGAAUUGAAAAAAGUUAUUGAUUCCAUACCCAAGCCUGUAAGAGCAGUGCCCAAGAAUGGACUCCCAAUGUGGUACCGAUUGGGUUUGGAGAAUAAAUUGCCAGUACCGAAAAUGCCAAAGGGCAGAAUUAUUUUCUCACGAGGAAAAAUUGGUGAAGAUGUUCGGCGUCUUGGUUUAGGUAAAGAUGGGCCAACUCCAUCUUUUGACCUUACGGACCCAUAUUGUAACAACGUUUCCUACGACUAUGUUCCUGUUCAUGAUCCACACUUAGCGCAUCACUUCGCCCAGAAACCAGCUCGUAACAGGAUGAAGCACCUUGGUUACUGUACAAAGGACGGACGCGCUGUCUGCUCUUUAAAAGACUUCAAUCAAUAUAGAAAAUAUCUAUACAAUCAGUUUAUGGACAGAAUUCACUUGGAAAUGAAGAAAUUAGAUGAACGGGCUAAAGAUGAUUUAACACUGAAACGUGUGGAAGUAGAUGUGGCAAGAAGGCUGCAAGUGUUUACGAAGGCAGAACGAGCGCGGGAACAUUUGGAAAGAGUGGCGCAAGAGCACGCUGACGAGUGGGCAGAGAAGAAACGUUUAGCAAAAGAACAAGAAAAGAAAGUUCAAGCUAGAAUGAAUUAUUUGGCUGAAUACAACAAAAAACAACGGCAAGAGCGCGCCUUGCGUGCAGCAGAGAAGCAGAACAGAAUAAAGCAGCGUGUCCAAGCAGCUGCCGAGAUGGAACUCCGAAGAAAGAUUACGAUGGUUCGGCAGUGGAGGGCAAAUGAGAAGAAACGAUUGAAUAGACUUAAGCAAGAGCGAGAUGAGAAACAAAAGAAACAGGAUGAUCAGGCGAACAAUAAGUGGGAAAUGCGUGUAAAUGCACAAAACCUCAAAAUACAAGAAGAAGCUUUGCUUCUCAAAAUUUAUACUGAGGAUAUGAAUGCUGCCGCCAUGAGACGAGUUAGAAAGGCGGAGGUAUAUGCUUUCAACACGGACUUGGAGCUCGCUCGCAUUCGUCUCGCCAAUUGGAAGCAGAUGCACGGUGGAACGGCUAAAGCUGCAAACCUUGUGCGCAAGAUGGGUGCGGAGUUUGAAAAGUCGAAGAGAGGGGCUAAAGGCAUGAGUCCGGAACUUGCACAAGAAUUGGCGACUGAAGCGAUGAACGCGGCCGUUAGUACGGAUGGCGAUCGUCUUAUGACACUGGGUCAGGCGAGGGCCUGGAUGGACUUGGUGACAGUUCUUCCGCCAGCACCUAUUAGAAUACUUGACGAGAUGUUAGAAAGCGCCGUGAUGGAGUUCGCCAGGCGUCGCGUCAACUUACUUCUCAGAGAUAUUGAAAGGAUGGUUAAGUCCAGGGCCGCCGUAAUUUUCUUCCAAAACUAUAGACCUGCACCUAAGAAAAGGCGUAGCAAAGUGUCUCGUUGGUCAAUACACGUGGCGACGGAACUUGCACGGCAGUUCAUCCAUGGGAAAGGCGGAAUCGGUUUUGGCUCUGUGGUCAAUAUACCUAAUGAAACCACAACAGAUUUUGAAAUGAAGAGCGUCAAGGAUCGACCUCCAACACCAGUGCCGUCUAAAACAAAAUUGGCUGAAGUGACGUUCUCGGACAGAGUUGAAGAUCUUCCCGACCCAGUGGCCGUUGGAUCUUAUCUCCCCGAGAGAAAUAAGUUGCUAGAGAUGGUGAACGCAGCAGCUAAGUUACUGUCUCGUUCAGUGAGCCAGACAGUGGAAAAAGGAAUGGAUGUCACCAUAGGGACAGUUACGCUACCGCAUAUGAGACAUCCCAUUGAAUGGGGGGAGGCUGUGGAAGGUCUUGCAGAUGCUGUAGUAAACAACAGAGUACAUGGAGACUGCGCAGAUGUGCGUCGUGCCAGUGGGUAUUUAGCGAGACGCAUACUAAGCUCACUACUUGUGGAUAUGAAGCAAGAAAAACAAAGAAGGAAACUAAGCAAUGUCUCGUGUGAAGAGGAAAAGAAAGAUUUUUAUGUUCCUGAAAAAGUAGAUAGCCCAUGUAGCGCAUGA
Messenger RNA from Pieris macdunnoughi, 2082 nucleotides. The record is from the annotation of a GenBank genome assembly. NCBI's taxonomy places the organism in Eukaryota, Metazoa, Arthropoda, Insecta, Lepidoptera, Pieridae.